UGAUACAUCAUGUGUUGUAGAAUGUUACCGGAAGCGCAUUCCGUGAACAAAAUUGUAAACAGUAAAGAACACUGUCGAUUUUUUUUCGUAAAAACCUAGAUCAUGCCUUAUUUUCUAAGAGCAAAAUGUAUUGUAGUUGGUGAUACUACUAGUGGGAAGAGCUCCUUGUGUCAGGUUUUCCAUAGUGACAAUUCAUUCUUUCCCAAAAAUUACACAAUGACAACAGGAGUUGAGCUGCUUGUCAAGACUGUCAAUAUACCAGACACAAAGGAUGCUGUGGAGCUGUUCUUGUAUGACUCAGCUGGCAAGGAGAUGUUCUCAGACUUCAUCGUUAAGUUUUGGGAUCACCCCUCGCUGUUGAUAGUGGUGUACGACUGUACCAGCGAGACCUCCUUCAACAGCUGUGAGAAGUGGCUACAGCGGGUCAGACAGCUCAGCCCAGAUGUGAACAUUCCUGGCGUAAUCAUAGCCAACAAAACAGAUCUGGACCAGAGAAGGGUCAUCAGUCCCAAGAUGGGCACAGACUUUGCCCAGUCACAUGGUCUCAAGUACUUUGAAUGCUCAGCUAAAGAGAUGCAGGGUGUGGAUGCCCCAUUCUAUUACCUGGCAAAUGAGUUUCACAAGGUUUACCAAGACCGACUAGACAUGUUCAAGUCAAUGGGCAUGCAGUAAAACUCAAAGUGAUCAUAGACUUUCAGGGAAAAACCAUGUUUUAAACUGUUUACCAUUCCGUCCUUAUUUAUUAUUAUUAAUGAGUGUUAUUAUCUGCAUUGAACAAAAUAAAGUAGUAUACACUGCUGA
Dreissena polymorpha is the source of this 801-nucleotide messenger RNA. RefSeq names its product intraflagellar transport protein 27 homolog. The transcript is spliced from 7 exons. Gene Ontology annotation, cellular component: Golgi apparatus. The record is from RefSeq and is a predicted model, not a curated record. The coding region runs from base 103 to 672 and encodes 189 amino acids. Gene Ontology annotation, molecular function: GTPase activity; GTP binding. NCBI's taxonomy places the organism in Eukaryota, Metazoa, Mollusca, Bivalvia, Myida, Dreissenidae.